AUGGACAGACUGGUCAAACCAGAUGUGGAGGAGUUGAACCUAGUGUUCAUCAGAGGCCAGAAAUGUUCUACUACCUUUACGUUAACCAAUCUCAUGCACACCAUGUCAGUUGCUGUGUUUCUCGACACCACAAACCCCACUCGAUUCUCCUUCCACCACGCUUUAGUCGUCCUUCCACCUCUAGCCACCGUUUCUUUCACUCUUUUCCUAUCUCAAUCCUCUAAUCAGCCGCCAAUUGCCGCCCCUAAUCCAGACACCAUUCUCGUUCGUUCAUCAAUCGUGCUCGCCGGAAAUACCAAUCAGGAAAAUCUCCAUCUCUUAUUCUCCAAAUCCGGGCGGCAUAUCUUCAAAGACGCCACAAUUCCGAUCAAUUUUGUUGGCCAUGACGUUAUUGAUUUCCUCCUCUCGUCUCCCGCUGCUAAAAUUGUUAACCCUUCGUUUAUUCUAUCACGAGCCAUUUCAUUUUGCAACAAUCAUGAGCUCAAUUCUUUAUUGAGAUCAGCUGCUAAAACCGGGAACUUACUAUUCUUUUCAUCUUUGAUAACCGCCGGUGCUGACGUGAACCACCGAGACGUGAACCGGGAGUCGGUGAUGUCGUUAGCCAUCCGAUCCGGAAACGUGGACAUGGUUCGGGUCAUGGUUGAAUCCAAUUUCGUGAUUGACCAUUCGGUUGACCGUUUUUUACAUGAUGCAGCGUGUGUAGAUGGGGUGGGAACAAUGGAAGUUUUAUGUAUGAAUUAUCUAGAUAUCGAUAUAAACUCAGUUGAUUCCCGAGGCCAAACGGCUCUACAUAUAGCCGCAAAUCAUGGGUACAUUGAAGUCCUUGAGUUUUUAGUUACAUUAGGGAGUGAUUCCGACGUUGUGGAUAACAAAGGGUGGACCCCGCUUCACUGUGCUUCGAGUGAAGGCCAUGUGGCGGCGGUUGAGUUCUUACUAAACUCAUCGAUUUUUGUGAAGUACGCGGUGACUAAAGAGGGGAAGACCGCAAUCGCUCUUGCGUACGAGAAUGAUCACCUGGAUUUAUACGAUAUGUUGUAUUUGAGAGAUGUUUUGCAUAAAGCUGCCACCGUAAACGAUGUUAGUGGAUUAAAGAAAUGUUUGGCAGAAGGUGCGGUGGUGAAUGGAAAGGAUCAGAAUGGGUGGACCGCUUUACAUAGAGCGGCUUUUAAGGGUCGGGUUGAAAGUGUGAAACUUUUACUGAGUUAUGGUGCGCGGGUUGAUGUGGAGGAUAAUGACGGGUGCACUCCUUUACAUCGGGCGGUUGAUGCGGGUCAUGGUCAGGUGGCUAUGCUACUAGUGGCUCAAGGUGCAAGAGCUAGUACCAAGUCUCUUAUUGAUCAUAUGUCUUCGAAGAAUUAUCAUUCCCUUGUCGAUCCUCUUUGUUAA
Messenger RNA from Lactuca saligna, 1386 nucleotides. NCBI's taxonomy places the organism in Eukaryota, Viridiplantae, Streptophyta, Magnoliopsida, Asterales, Asteraceae. The record is from the annotation of a GenBank genome assembly.